Molecule: messenger RNA, 3246 nt
Organism: Megalops cyprinoides (Indo-Pacific tarpon)
Lineage: Eukaryota; Metazoa; Chordata; Actinopteri; Elopiformes; Megalopidae
Product: glutamine-rich protein 1-like
Exons: 12
Coding region: 256-2595 (779 amino acids)
Source: RefSeq, a predicted model, not a curated record
UUGAGAAGGGUUGACUGUAAGAUGGCGCUUAGUGAGGUGUAAGUAGAAGAAAGAGGAAAAAUAGUAUUACAUUAAAAUACAAGAGAACGACUUUCGCAGGCGUAGUGAAAUAAUACACAGAUAAAGGGUUUUUCCUUUAUACACCAAGAGAACUGCGUUCGCGUGGUUGGAUCGCGGCACUAAACAGAGAAAGAGUGGAGUGGAGCGGCCUGGCCGAGGCGGAGAGGAUCCCCCAAGUGGGAGGCGAGGACUGCCAUGAACAACUCUCUGGAGAACACUGUCUCGUUUGAAGAGUAUGUGCGUCUGAAAGCGCGCAGCGUGCCACAGCACCGCAUGAAGGAGUUCCUGGAGUCACUGGCUAACAAGGGCCCUGAGGCGCUGCAGGAGUUCCAGCAGGGCUCCACAACCAUGGUGUACCAGCAGGGGACAAACUGCAUCUACACCGACAGCACGGAGGUGGCAGGGUCCCUGCUGGAGCUGGCCUGUCCGGUGCAAGUGCAGGUCCAGCAGUCACCACAGCAGCAGCAGCAACAGCAACAACAGCAGCAGCAGCAACAACAGCAGCAACAGCAGCAGGUGACAUCGGCUCAACUGUCUCCCCAGCUGACAGCAGCGGUACACCAAGCAUCCGAGCAGCAGAUUCAAGUGCAGGUGCAGAUCCAGGGUCAGCAGCAGGCUCAGACAGUUGGCCAGGUUCUGCAGGUUCCCAGCCCUUCUCAGCAGCAGCAGCAGCAGCAGCUGUCCGGCUCUCAGCUCCAGGCAGUGGCCGCUGCCGCCCAGCUGGUGCAGCAUGGGGAGAUCUCUGAGGAGCAGCUGCAGCAGCACCAGCAGAUCCAGGCCCAGCUGGUGGCAGCAGUAGCUGGGGGCCAGCAGAUCCAAAUCCAGACAGUGGGGGCGCUGUCACCCCAGCAGCAGCAGCAGGGCUCGCCGCGGGAAGGGGAGAGAAGAGCAGCGGCCACAAGCGGGGUCCUGCAGCCCGCGAAGAAGCGCAAGGUGGACAUGCCCAUCACAGUGUCCUACGCCAUCCCGGGGCAGCAGCUGGCAACUGUGCUGGCCAUCCCACAGGGGCAGCAGCAGAGCUACCUGUCGCUGAGGCCGGACCUGCUCACGGUGGACAGCACACACCUGUACAGCGCCACGGGCACCAUCACCAGCCCCACGGGCGAGACCUGGACCAUCCCGGUGUACUCGGCGCAGACGCGUGGCGACCUGCAGCAGCAGAACAUCACCCACAUCGCCAUCCCGCAGGAAGCCUAUGGCGCUGUGCACGUGGCCGGCUCGCCCACCGACGACAAGGACAAGAUGGUGGUGGCAGGCAAGAUCGCCGUGAGCUCCGCGGCCGCCGCGUCCACCGCCCCCUCCACCGUGGUGGCGUCCACCGCCGCCGCCACUCCCGUCUCGGCCGCCACCCAGGAGGAGGUGGUGCAGACUCUGGCCAACACGCUGUUCCCGGCGCAGUUCAUGAACGGGAACAUCCACAUCCCUGUGGCUGUGCAGGCGGUGACCGGGGCGUACCCCAACGCCACGCAGUCCGUCCACAUCUGGGACCCCCAGCAGCAGCAGGUGGUCCAUGCCCAGGGAGGUACCGGACAGGAGCAGCAGCAGCUGCAGGGUCAGACUGUGCAGGUGGCAGAGGUAGAGCCCCAACCACAGGCCCCUCCUACCCUGCUGCUUCCCAACACCCUGAAGCCCGAAGAGGGACUGGAGGUAUGGCGUCUCUGGGCACAGACCAAGAACGCUGAGCUGGAGAAGGAUGCCCAGACCAAGCUGGCACCCAUUGGCCGACGACAGCCCCUGCGCUUCCAGGAGGACCUGGUGUCAUGUGCCGUGGCAGAGCUGAACAUCGGCCUGUCUAUGAUGACCCAGGAGGCUCGAGGGCUGGAGGGAGAACCGUUUGAGGCAGACGUGCUCUACUACAUCUUCCUCUGUAUACAGAAGUAUCUUUUUGAGAACGGCCGGGUGGAUGACAUCUUCUCAGACCCCUAUUACACACGCUUCUCCCAGUGGCUGCACCGGGUGCUGGAUGCCUGGAAGCCCAGUGUGCAUCCGCUCGGCUAUGUCAUCCCCAGUCAUGUGACAGAGGAGAUGCUGUGGGAGUGUAAACAGCUGGGAGCCCACUCUCCUGCCACCCUGCUCACCACCCUCAUGUUCUUCAAUACCAAGUACUUCCAGCUGAAGACGGUAGAGCAACACAUGAAGGUUGCCUUCUCCAAGAUGCUGCGACACACUAAGAAGAACCCGUCAAACCCCAAGGACAAGAGCACUAGCAUCCGAUACCUGAAGGGUGUAGGACUGCAGCACGUGGGGCAAAAAGUGACAGACGAUAUGUAUGCAGAGCAGGCGGAGCACCCUGAGAACCCACUGCGUUGCCCCAUCAAGCUCUAUGACUUCUACCUCUUCAAGUGCCCGCAGAGUGUGAAGGGUCGAAACGACACCUUCUACCUUACGCCUGAGCCAGUCGUGGCUCCCAACAGUCCCAUCUGGUACUCCACCCAGCCAAUCACACGCGAGCAGCUGGAGCACAUGCUCACACGCAUCCUCAUGGUGCGGGAGAUCCAGGAGGCCAUCAGCAUGGUAGCGGGGAACAUGCAUUAGGAGAGGGAAGGGUGGUCUGAGAGAGAGGGGCUGACACGGACCAUUCCUUCUCUCUCUCUCUCUCUCCCCUACUGUCCCCUACACCUCAUAUUGUCUUCUCCUUCAGAGAGAAACAGAGGAGACAGACAGAUACACAUACACACACAUACGCAACCCCUCUGAACUGCCAAGCGCCAAAUUAGCUUCUCUGCCCGAGAAACACGAACGCAAAGAAGAACAGUUCUUAUCCUUUGUUUUUUUUCAAGUUGUAUCUUUUUUUAUAAUACAUUCUUAUAUUUUUCUUUAGUUUUACGAAGAGCCUUUUCUUAUCAGAGAUGACUUGUGGGUAAAGUAAUCACAAUUGGCAAAGAACACACGGACUAUAUAUACCCUUUCCUUCUUAACCUUACAGGGAGAAUCAAGGGACAAUUCAUUUGGAAUGCACAUUUUUUUGGUUUUUUUUUUUUUUUUUUUUUUUUAAUUUGUACUCAUUGUUUAAUUUGACAUGGAGGCUGACUGACUGGCCGUUGACUGACAUUUUGUGAGCAAAGCUCAGUCUCUGUUUCUCAUCCUCUUUGGUUCUCCAUUCAUUAUAUGACCCCCCGUGUUCCUCUCCUCUGUGCAUUCAUCCCUCCAUCUCCCUCUCUCUCUGUCCUUUCUCCUUUUCUCUCU